AUGGCACUAAACACAACGACUAACCUAACCUUCAACUGGACCGGCUAUCUCGCCAAAACUCAAAUGACCACGCCCAGAUAUAUCCGAAUCGGCGCUGUAGCCACCACUCUUCUGCUGAAUUUCGCCAUCCUGGCAUUAUACGUUCGCCACCGCAGCCUGCGAACACCCUUCGCUGUCUACCUUAUCAAUCUUCUCGUCGCUAAUCUGCUUUUUACGGCGCUGUUAUUCGUGGAUCACAUGAUUAAACUGGUCCAACCCGGAUGGCAAUCACGCGCAGCAGUGUGUGACGCAUAUUUAUACGCGUGGUAUCCCGCCGCGAUGGCUAUGACCUGGGCGCAGGUCCUUGUCGUCCAGAACCGCUUGUGGGCGGUGACCUUUCCCUUUUCCUAUCGCCUGUAUCAUUCCCAUCGUGUCGCCGUUGCUGUUUGCGUUGUAAAAUGGAUGUUUGUGCACAUAUUAACGCUGCCGUUUCUCAUUUUGGAAUUUCGGUUGUACCGACGACCUUUCGCCGAGCGUGGCUGUGAUAUCAACUACCAGGCGCAGUACAUCACCGCACACGCUUUACAAGUAUGUAUCUAUGACUUCCCGGUGAUCGCUGUGGUUGCCCUGUAUCCGAUUAUCUGGUACCGGAUGAAUACACGCAAAGCAACCAAACCAAAAACUAGCGCCAAUGGCACAAUGGAGCAGUCUAAAACCGAGACAAAGACAGAUGGCGGGUCGGCGUUUCUCAUGAUGACCUUGUUGAUGGUCAAUGUCGUGGUGUGCUGGUUACCGACGUCGCUUGUGUAUAUCAUCAUGAGUGCAUCGAAUUUAAUGCUUCUGCCGUGCUACGGUGAGGUCCUUCUCGUCCUCGCUGAUGUCUUUUGUUACAGCACUAUCUGCAAUGGAUGA
This is a messenger RNA of Paramacrobiotus metropolitanus, 891 nucleotides long. RefSeq names its product 5-hydroxytryptamine receptor 1B-like. The transcript has a single exon. Gene Ontology annotation, biological process: G protein-coupled receptor signaling pathway. Gene Ontology annotation, cellular component: membrane. NCBI's taxonomy places the organism in Eukaryota, Metazoa, Tardigrada, Eutardigrada, Parachela, Macrobiotidae. Gene Ontology annotation, molecular function: G protein-coupled receptor activity. Bases 1 to 891 code for a protein of 296 amino acids. The record is from RefSeq and is a predicted model, not a curated record.